AUGUGGCUCUACCUCUUGCUGGUGGCACUGGCCUGGGCACUGGGCUGGCUGGUGCGGGACCGCCGGACCCUGCCCUCCGUCAAGGACAAGCACGUCUUCAUCACCGGCUGUGACAGCGGCUUCGGCAACCUGCUGGCGCGGCGGCUGGCCCGCCGGGGCUACCGGGUGCUGGCUGCCUGCCUGACCCAGAAAGGGGCCGACGGCCUCCAGCGCGGCUGCUCCGGCCACCUCCGCACCACCCUGCUCGAUGUCACCCGCUCCGACAGCAUCCGCCGGGCCGUCGAGUGGGUGCGGGCGGAGGUGGGCGAGAAAGGUCUCUUCGGGCUGGUGAACAACGCGGGGGUGGCCAACCCCAUCGGCCCCACGGAGUGGAUGGGGAUGGAGGACUACCGCCAGGUCAUGGCCGUCAACGCCUUCGGGGCCAUCGAGGUGACCCUCCAGUUCCUGCCCCUGCUGAAGCGGGCGCGGGGCCGGGUGGUGAACACCUCCAGCGUGCUGGGCCGCCUCUCCGCCAACGGCGGCGGCUACUGCAUCUCCAAGUACUGCAUCGAGGCCUUCUCCGACAGCCUGCGGCGCGACAUGUACCACUUCGGGGUGAAGGUCAGCAUCGUGGAGCCCGGCUUCUUCAAGACGGCGGUGACCAACCUGGAGAGCAUCGAGGCGUCCCUGCGCCAGCUCUGGGACCGCCUGGCGCCCGAGACGCGGCUCAGCUACGGCGAGGAUUUCUUCCACAAGUACCUCAAGGUGCAGCGGCUCAUCAUGAACGUCAUCUGCGACGCGGACCUCACCAAGGUGACCCGCUGCAUGGAGCACGCGCUGGGUGCCCGGCACCCACGCACCCGCUACAGCGCCGGCUGGGACGCCAAGCUGCUCUGGCUGCCCGCCUCCUACCUGCCCGCCUGCCUCGUCGACUUCGCCCUGGCCACCAUCCUGCCCAAGCCGGCCCACCGCGUCCGCUAG
Gymnogyps californianus (California condor) is the source of this 960-nucleotide messenger RNA. It is a transcript of the gene RDH5, whose product is annotated as retinol dehydrogenase 5. NCBI's taxonomy places the organism in Eukaryota, Metazoa, Chordata, Aves, Accipitriformes, Cathartidae. Bases 1 to 960 code for a protein of 319 amino acids. The record is from RefSeq and is a predicted model, not a curated record. The transcript has 4 exons.